Messenger RNA from Penicillium longicatenatum, 684 nucleotides. RefSeq names its product GPI anchored serine-threonine rich family protein. The coding region runs from base 1 to 684 and encodes 227 amino acids. Lineage: Eukaryota; Fungi; Ascomycota; Eurotiomycetes; Eurotiales; Aspergillaceae. The transcript is spliced from 2 exons. The record is from RefSeq and is a predicted model, not a curated record.
AUGCGUUACGCUAUCAUCGCUGCUGCUCUUUCGGCUCUGGCUUCCGCCUCAAGCACUGCCAAUCCCUUCAGCAACCCCAGCGGUGGCUAUGUCUUCACCUCCGGUGAUUCCACCACCCUGACCUGGGAUCCCACCACCAGUGGUACUGUCUCUCUGCGUCUCCAGUGGGGUUCCGUCACCACCGCUGAGUCUGGUGAUGCCAUUGCCUCCGACCUUGAGAACAGCGGUACCUACACCUGGGAUGUGCCCACUGACCUGGUCAAGGGCCGGGAGUACACCAUCGAGAUUCUGGACGACAGCAACUCGGAUGACUACAACUUCCUGCCUUACUUCACCGUUGCUGGCGCUACCGCGACUGCCUCUGCCACCGCUACCCCGACCUCGAGCUCGGCUUCCACUUCCAGCGAGGCUACUUCGACUUCCUCUGCUUCGUCUUCCAGCAGCAGCUCGUCGUCUACCUCCACCUCCUCGACUAGCACCAAGAGCACUGCCACCACCAUGUCCACCAUGACCAGCACCUCGGCCCCCAGCUCUUCCACUGCCAGCCCCACCUCCGCCUCCACCAGCUCGAGCUCUGCCAGCGCCUCUGCUUCCCAGACUGCCGUUCCCACUAACGCCGCUGGUAUGACCCGUGUCUCCGCUGGUAUGCUGGCCGUCGUUGCCGGUGCUGCCGCUCUUCUGUAA